Brienomyrus brachyistius is the source of this 4121-nucleotide messenger RNA. It is a transcript of the gene pdcd6ip, whose product is annotated as programmed cell death 6 interacting protein. Lineage: Eukaryota; Metazoa; Chordata; Actinopteri; Osteoglossiformes; Mormyridae. Gene Ontology annotation, molecular function: protein binding. Gene Ontology annotation, biological process: mitotic cytokinesis. The record is from RefSeq and is a predicted model, not a curated record. The coding region runs from base 102 to 2750 and encodes 882 amino acids. Gene Ontology annotation, cellular component: endosome. The transcript has 18 exons.
GCCACGUGACCCCCGUCAGUCGUACCCAGGAAGUGACUCCUGUUGUUAUUCGGCCGAUUACUUCCCUCUUCAGUUGUUUGUGUGCAGUCUCGCGGGCCGAAAUGGCGACAUUUAUCUCUGUACCGUUAAAAAAGUCGUCUGAUGUGGACUUGGUGAAACCCUUGUCAAAGUUUAUCACGGCUACCUACCCGGCGGGCGAAGAUCAGGCGGAGUAUCUCCGUGCCGUGGAAGAGCUAAAUAAGCUGCGUAAGAAUGCCCUGAACAGGCCGCUAGAUAAGCACGAAAGCUCGCUGGAGAUCCUGAUGAGGUACUAUGAUCAGCUCAGUGCUAUUGAACCCAAAUUUCCCUUUUCGGAAAACCAGCUCUGUUUAACAUUCACCUGGAAAGAUGCCUUUGACAAAGGAUCGCUCUUUGUUGGUUCGGUCAAGCUUGCCCUGGCCAGCCUGGGUUAUGAGAAGACAUGUGUGCUGUUCAACGUGGCGGCGCUGGCCAGCCAGAUCGCCUCCGAGCAGAACCUGGAGAACGACGAAAGCUUGAAGGCUGCUGCUAAGUUGUAUCAGCUGGCCAGCGGGGCUUUCAGCCACAUCAAAGACACGGUGCUGUCAGCGCUGAACCGGGAGCCCACCAUGGACAUCGCCCCGGACACCGUCGGCACCCUUAGCCAGAUUAUGCUGGCCCAGGCCCAGGAGGUCUUCUUUAUCAAGGCUACUUCAGACAAAAUGAAAGAUGCUAUAAUCGCAAAGUUGGCCAAUCAGGCCGCAGACUUCUACAGCGACGCCUUCAAGCAGUGUCAGUACAAAGAGAACCUGCCCAAGUAUUUUUAUUUCCAGGAGGUGCUGCCGGUGCUGGCUGCCAAGCACUGCAUCAUGCAGGCCAACGCCGAGUACCACCAGUCCAUUCUGGCCAAGCAGCAGAAGAAGUUUGGGGAGGAGAUUGGCAGGCUUCAGCAUGCAUCGGAGCUCGUGAAGACCGUCGCAACACGCUACGACGAGUACGUUAACGUGAAGGACCUUUCCAACAAGAUUGCACGUGCUUUGACAGCCGGGAAGAAAGACAAUGACUUCAUCUACCAUGACCGUGUGCCAGAGCAGAAGGACCUGGAGCAGAUUGGCAAGGCUGCCCUGGUGAAGCCCACUGCCAUCCAGGCGCCCAUCAGCCAGAAGUUCACUGAUCUCUUUGAGAAGAUGGUUCCCAUGAUCGUGCAGCAGUCCUUGAGUGCUUACAAUCAACGGAAGGCCGACAAUAUGAACCAGCUCAUCGGCACCAUGAGGGAGGCCACGAACCUCUGCAACGGGGUGCUGGCUUCACUGAACCUCCCUGCUGCCCUUGAGGACCUCUCUGGGGAUUCAGUGCCCCAGUCGAUCCUGGAGAAGUCCCGCUCCAUCAUCCAGCAGGGGGGUCUGCAGACCAUUGAGCAGCUCAUCAAGGAUCUACCUGACCUGCUGCAGAGGAACCGGGAGAUCCUCGACGAAUCUCUGAAAAUGCUAGAUGACGAGGAGUCCACAGACAGUGACCUGAGGACCAAGUUCAGUCAGCGCUGGAGCAGAACAGCUUCUGGGGAGCUAUACAAGCCCCUGAGAGCAGAGGGGACAAACUAUCGCAAUGUACUGGACAAGGCAGUGCAAGCAGACCAGGUGGUGCGUGAGCGCUACAACGCUCACUGCGAGAUGAUCGCCCUGCUGUGUAAGCCGGAGCCCGAGCUCAGCGCCGCCAUCCCGUCCGCCAACCCGGCCAUGACUCUGCAGGGCAGUGAGGUGGUGAAUGUCCUGCGCAGCCAGCUGGCUCAGCUGGAACAGCUGAAGAAGGAGCGAGAGCAACUGGAGAGUGACAUCAAGUCUGUGCAGUUCGAUAUGACCAGCAAGUUCCUCACCGCUCUGGCCCAGGACGGAGCCAUCGACGAGGAGGCCCUGUCAGUCUCAGAGCUCAACAACAUGUACGGCAGCUACAGACAGACGGUGCAGCAGAAUCUGCGGACCCAGGAGGAGCUGCUGAGUAACGUGCAGACGUCCCACCAGGAAUUCUCCGCCUUGAAGCAGUCCAACAUGGAGGCCAACCAGCGGGAGGAGGUCCUGAAGAAGCUGGCCGCUGCACAUGACAGCUACGUGGAGAUCUCCGGCAACCUGCGGGAGGGAACAAAGUUUUACAACGACUUGACUGAAAUUCUCCUGCGCUUCCAAAACAAAUGCAGCGACAUCGUCUUCGCCCGCAAAACCGAGAGAGACGAGCUGCUCAAGGAACUGCAGCAGAGCAUCGCACGGGAACCCAGUGCCCCCUCUUUCACCGUGCCCUCCUACCAGGCGGGCCCUGGGGCCACCCCCCCUGCCAGUGCUGGGGGCCCUACACCGGCCCCCAGGACCGUGUUCCAACCUCAGCAGCAGCCCAGCAAGCCCUCACCCCCCGCAAGGCCCCCUCCCCCGAACUUCUCUUCUCCGCCAGCCUGUGCCCCUCCCUCAGCGGCUGCGGCGCCAUUGCAGGCCGCUCCGGUUCCUGUUCUGCCUGCGGCCUCUGCCCCGGCCAUGGCCCCCCAGGCCCCGCAAGCCCAGGGGCCUCCCUACCCCACCUACCAGGGCUACCCCGGGUACUUCCCCAUGCCCGUGGCCUACAACCCAUACAGCUACGGGCAGUACAACAUGCCCUACAUGACGUACCAGCCGUCAGCCCAGCCCGGAUACCCGGGAGCCACCCAGCAGCCGUACCCGUACUCCCAGCAGCCACCGCAGCCUCAACAGCCGUACUUCCCCCAGCAAUAGGUGGCGCUUUUCUGACAGCAACAUCACCGUGCAUCCUGCCACAGUCUAACCUUUCCCAGCAUAACUUUCCUAGUCUCCGUCGCUUCUUUUAUUUUUCUCUUAACACUUCUUAUGUUCACUAAUAGCUUUGCAUCCAGAUGCAUCGUGUUUAAACACUAGGGACGGGGAACGGCAGGCACCCAAGAAGGCACUUGGGUUUCAGGGCAUCAGAGCUGCGCAGUAGUUGUGCAGAUCUGCUGGCCUGCGCAGGCAGGCGGGUGGGCUGCCUCCGCUUGUUUGCCAUCUUUGCUGUGCCGUAAUAUUGACCAGCGGGUCUGCACAGAUACUGCGCACAGUGAUCAGACCAGGCCCCUGGAAACGGGAAGACUGACUUAUUGUUUGCAAUUCUCAUGAAAACGUUUCCUCUAUCUCGCUACUAUAUAUUAUUUUUAUACUGAAUAAGGUAAUGAAGUGCUCUCUAGAUGUUUAUGUGUAUUAUAUUAGGGGCAGGAUUUCAAGAAAAUGUUCAGUAACGAUUUAUUGAGCUUCAGCUGGGCAAACACCAGUUUCUUUUUCUGUUCUUUACUCUUACAAUCAAUACCUUGUGGGUUACUUGGUACAUUAAUGAUGAAACUGUAUAAAAGACUCCAUCUGUCUUUAACAAAAAAUGUUUUGCAUCUGAUUUUUUUUUUGUUUGUUUUAAACUUGAUUAAAAUCACGUUGUACAUAAGCCUUUCCAUCGCUCCUCUUUAGUUGGAAACCCUGGCCCUUUGCGCGUGACACUCACGUGAAGGUUCAUCGUGGUCAGUGACGUCAAUCUGGCAGUGAGCACUCCGGCCUCGCUGAAGCCUCCUGCUCUUAUAAAAUGUUGCACUAAUGAUAAUUCUGGGACCGUGCUGUUGAUGGAAUCGACUGUUAAGUGUCUGAAGGUAAUGACGAUCAGCGUCUUUGACGUUUCUGUGGACCUGAUCGCCAGUGCGCGUGGUCCACUGGCUUCAAGUGUUUUUUCUUUUAGCGCUAUCGCUAUUGGAGCAUAGGAGCCUGUAGUUCCAAACCAUUGCUUCUGAUUCUUCAUUUGUUACAGAUCGCCUAAUCUGGUAACCCUGUUGUACUCAGGGUAUUAAUCGUCUUGACUUUUGAAGUUUUCCUUCUCGUUGUUAACUCUGUUUACGAUAUCGAUGUCAUUCUCCUCACCCUGUAAGGGGCAGCAACUAUGCAAAAAAAAAUAAGAUUAAAAAUGUAACCACGGUUUAAAGCAAACUCUGGGAGCCGUAUGUGAAAAGCGCUGCAUCUGCAUAACCAGCUGCAGACAGCCCUGCGAACACCGCUAUGCGCCAGGUACAUGUAUGCUCUGUAAACUAAUCAUAAAUAAAAUUAAGAUUUGUUACAGAA